AUGACUGAAAUUGUGGUUAUUUUAUACUGGAAUGGAAGAGUGUACGAAGGAAAUGAGGUUGAUUCAAGGAGUGAAAAUUACACAAUUUUAGAUGUAUGUGAUGAUGAAGACAUUGACUGUAUGAUAAGUGCUUGUGAAGAACGGCAUGAAAGAGUAGUUGAGUUAUAUGUGGAUAUUGCGGUUGGUGAAACUUCUCAUGUAGGUGAAAGUUUGUUAUGUUUAAAUGUAUCACUCCCAACUGUGUCUGUUAGUGACAAUGAAGAAGAGUAUGCAAUUGGAGGAGAUGACGAAGAUGAGUACGAUGAUGACUAUGAAGAUGAAGGAGAAAUUCCUUUAGAUAGUUCUUCUGAUACUGAUUUGGAAGAUGGCUUCGAUUCAAUGAUGACAGUUCCAAACACUGAAAGAAAUAACAUUAUGCAAGGACAAUCUGCAGUGUCCUUGGAAAGUAUGGUCAAAGAAAAACCUUCUGUUCCUGUUUCAUUAAUCCAAGAGAGAAUAAGUGGCCAAUUUGGGUAUUCAGUUUCAUACAAAAAAGCAUGGAAAGCAAAGCAAAAAGCAAUUGUGACAAUAUUUGGUGAUUGGGAUGAAUCUUAUGCAACAUUACCAAGAUGGUUAGAAUACAUGCAAUUACAUGCUCCAGGGUCAGUUUACAAAAUUAAGACCAAUGAUUAUGUGAGAGGUAAUGUAAUGGAUAAUAGAUUCAGAGUCUUUCAUCGAGUAUUUUGGUCGUUUAGGCAAUGUCGUGAAGCCUUCAAGUUUUGCAAGCCUAUAAUACAGGUAGACGGUACCUUUUUGUAUGGUAAGUAUAAGCAAACAUUGCUUAUUGGUACAACUCAAGAUGGCAAUAACAGUGUGCUUCCUAUAGCAUUUGCCAUUGUUGAAGGAGAAACAUUAUCAGCAUGGGAAUGGUUCUUAGCCAUGAUCCGUCUAAAUGUUACUGAUAAAACUGAAAUUUGUUUAAUAUCUGAUCGCCAUCAAAGUAUUAAAAAAUGA
Molecule: messenger RNA, 993 nt
Organism: Abrus precatorius (Indian licorice)
Lineage: Eukaryota; Viridiplantae; Streptophyta; Magnoliopsida; Fabales; Fabaceae
Exons: 5
Coding region: 1-993 (330 amino acids)
Source: RefSeq, a predicted model, not a curated record